Messenger RNA from Syngnathus typhle (broad-nosed pipefish), 1763 nucleotides. It is a transcript of the gene coq6, whose product is annotated as coenzyme Q6 monooxygenase. Gene Ontology annotation, molecular function: 2-octaprenyl-6-methoxyphenol hydroxylase activity; FAD binding; oxidoreductase activity, acting on paired donors, with incorporation or reduction of molecular oxygen, NAD(P)H as one donor, and incorporation of one atom of oxygen. The coding region runs from base 199 to 1647 and encodes 482 amino acids. The transcript has 12 exons. Gene Ontology annotation, biological process: ubiquinone biosynthetic process. The record is from RefSeq and is a predicted model, not a curated record. NCBI's taxonomy places the organism in Eukaryota, Metazoa, Chordata, Actinopteri, Syngnathiformes, Syngnathidae. Gene Ontology annotation, cellular component: mitochondrion.
AUUGGCUAAGAAGCCGGAAGUGAUUUCCCCGUGCUGUCAACAAAACAUGGCUGUAGUGUUGAGGUGACUCGACUGCUCUUUUUAGGACGCGCUCAAGGAGAAACCCGAACUUGCAUUGCAUAUUUCAGCGGUUAGCCUUCGCCGAGGAAAUGUGCAUCCCUGUUUAAUGCAAGGCUCGUUUCGUUUAAAUACCGAAUAAUGCUAAACCUUACAAGGGCUAGCAUAGCCCUAAACGAGUUCGGGCGGAGUUUCCUGGCAGAAAAACGCUUUUCUGUUGUAAAAAGUAUCCAUCGUGCAUUAGUGUGUGCACAGCAUGGCGACGAUCGUGGCAACAGUGAGGUUUAUGAUGUUAUUAUAUCCGGGGGAGGGAUGGUUGGAUCUGCAAUGGCAUGUUCCCUCGGCAUGGAUCCCAACUUGUCAGAGAAGAAGAUCCUUCUCCUAGAAGCAGGAAACAAGAAAGUAAUGGAGACUGCUCCUGACAGCUACAGUACCAGAGUCAGCUCCAUCAGUCCAGGCUCUGCUACACUCCUCACUGGCAUUGGUGCAUGGGAGCAUAUCACACAAUUGAGGUACAAGCCUUAUAAAAAGAUGCAGGUUUGGGAUGCCUGCUCCGAUGCCCUGAUCACAUUCGAUAAGGAUAAUCUGGAGGAGGUGAUGGCCUACAUCGUGGAGAACGACGUGGUCGUGGCUGCACUCACCAAACAGCUGGACAGUCUGUCUGAGAACGUGCAAGUCAAGUACAGGUCCAAAGUGAUCAAGUACACAUGGCCGACGCCGCACCAGACGCUACGCUCCAUCCCGUGGGUGCAGGUCACGUUGGCCAGCGGGGAAACGCUCCACACCAAGUUACUUAUUGGAGCAGAUGGACCCAACUCUAUGGUGAGGCGGGAAUUAGGCAUCCCCACAGUCAAGUGGAAUUACGACCAAUCGGCUGUGGUUGCUGUGCUGCAUCUAUCAGAGCCCACAGAGAACAAUGUCGCAUGGCAGAGGUUCCUCCCAACAGGACCCAUUGCAAUGUUACCGCUGUCAAACACCGCAAGCUCUCUCGUGUGGUCAACCAGUCAUCACCUGGCCGAGGAGCUCCUGUUGCUGGAUGACGAAUGCUUUGUCGACGCAAUCAACUCUGCCUUUUGGAGUAACGAAAAUCAGUCGGAGCUGGUCGAGACGGCCGGGUCUCUCUUCCGGAGCGCCCUCGCCACCAUCAUGCCCUCUGCGGGUUCGCCUCGCCAGCUGCCCCCGAGUGUGGCGAGCAUCGGGCCCAAAUCUCGCGUCAUGUUCCCUCUCGGCAUGGGCCACGCAUCGGAGUACAUUAGGCACAGAGUUGCGCUCAUUGGGGACGCAGCCCAUCGUGUCCAUCCUCUCGCCGGUCAGGGAGCCAACCUGGGUUUCGGGGAUGUGGCUUGCCUCACACAGCUACUGAGCCAGGCCGCCUUUAACGGGAAGGACCUGGGAGCAAUGCAGCACCUGUUAGAAUACGAAAGUGAGCGCCAGCGGCACAACCUGCCCAUGAUGGCCGCCAUCGACCUCAUGAAGCGCCUCUAUUCCACCAAUACUGCUCCCGUGGUUCUCCUCCGGACCUUCGGACUGCAGGCUACCAACAUGCUCCCAACACUAAAAGAGCAGAUCAUGGCGUUUGCAAGCAAGUGAGCCCGUCAGCCGUCAAAGGAUCUGUUACAUCUUUGCAUUUGCAAUUUAUUUCCAUUUGUGAGUGUAUAAAAAUGUUGGAUGGUAACUAAAUUUAAUAAAGAUAUAUUUUUUUCUUC